Pseudomassariella vexata is the source of this 808-nucleotide messenger RNA. RefSeq lists its product as uncharacterized. The transcript has 3 exons. NCBI's taxonomy places the organism in Eukaryota, Fungi, Ascomycota, Sordariomycetes, Amphisphaeriales, Pseudomassariaceae. The coding region runs from base 159 to 527 and encodes 122 amino acids. Gene Ontology annotation, biological process: mitochondrial respiratory chain complex III assembly. Gene Ontology annotation, cellular component: mitochondrial membrane. The record is from RefSeq and is a predicted model, not a curated record.
CAACCCAGCCACAGCCGGUGCAUUAACCGCUGAACCCCGGAUUUGAGCUCGUCAUGGAAUUUUGUACUUAUCGAUUCGAUUAGCGCGGUCUAUCGCCGCGGCCAUUUGGGUCACCCAAAAUACCCCAGUCCUCGCAACCCUUGGAAAUCACAAACAAGAUGGCGGGAAGGCAAUCCAAAAUAGGCACAUGGCUCAAGAUGCUGGCAGUCGGCGGCGGAGUCUGCAUUGGUGGUCCAGCAUUCGUCUUCUGGGUCCAGCCGAGCGACGAGGAGCUCUUUAAGCGCUACAACCCCGAACUACAGAAGAAGAGCCUCAACCGGAAGUUCGAGAGGCAAAAGGAGUUUGAUGAUUUUGUCUGCCAGCUGAAGGAGUUUUCCAAGUCGGACAAGCCGAUAUGGAUUGUACAGGAAGAAGCGGCGCGCAAGUUCAAGGAGGCCAGGCUGCAGGAAGAUGCUAAGAAGGCAGAGGAGGCCAAGGCAAGGAAAGAGGCGAUGCGGAAGGAAGCCGGUAUAAUCGGGGACGAGUAGUCGAGGACGCAGUGCUAAACUGCAAAACAUUCUGGUCGAUGUAUAAACAAAGGGAAAGGGUACGGCUUUGCACAUCUCUGGGGCGUUCUGUGGAAUUAUGGGUUUUCAACGGGAAGAGGAGUGGCCUCGAACCAAUUCUCAAGGUAGAACGAGAGGCUCGGUUUGGAAAAGACUCAAACUGGCCGUCGUCAAACGGAACACUCAUCUCGAUUAUGUAUCACCAGCUGUAGCAGUGGCAACAAGAUCAACCAUGCCAUACGAUCGUUGCUGUCUUCAGCUUU